Molecule: messenger RNA, 1816 nt
Organism: Prorocentrum cordatum
Lineage: Eukaryota; Dinophyceae; Prorocentrales; Prorocentraceae
Source: the annotation of a GenBank genome assembly
AUGCGUGGGCUCAGACAGCCGCUCUGGCUUCGCCAGCGCCGCGAACGCGCUGGAGCCCCGUCUGGGGUCGAGCUCGGGGCCAGCAGCCGCGUCGUCCGCCCGCCGCCCCCCCCGCCGGCGAUGUACGAAAGCCGCUCGGAGUGGCGGCUCUUCGGGCACGGCGGGCGCGACCGGCGGCGGCCGGACCGCGCGCGGUGGUCGCUCGCGGCCGCGGCGGCCGCGCAGCGGCCCCGCGCUGGCGCGGCGCCGCAGCCCCGGGCGCGGUCCGCCUCCGGGCCGCGGCGGGAGGAGGUGCCCGAGGGUGCGGCCGAGUGGGAGAUGCCAGUGUGCGACGCGCGGCGCGCGUCCGCUCGGACGUCGCUGCCACUGGAGCCGCCCGCGGUGCUGGCGAUGCCCUUCUGCGCGGGCGGCGCCAGCAGGGGCGGGUUCCGCAGGAGCGAGCGGGCCGCCGCAGUGCGUCUGCGGCACCGCGACAGCCGCGCUGGCGGCCAGGCGGCGCACAGGUGCACCUCCAUGCCGGCGUUGCCCGCGCGGCACGCGCACGCGGCGGCGAAGCAGGCGGUUAGGCCGUCGAGCCCGGUCCUGGUGCUCCCGGUGUGCGGCCAGGACGGGGCGAGUCCUGGCGAGCCUCCUUCGCCGCAGGAGGCCGCGGAGGCGAUCAAGUCCUGCCUCGCCACGGAGUCUGGCCUUCCGAGGCGAUGGAGCGACCAGAUGGGCACCCUGGGCAGAGGUAACGACCCGAAGUUUCCCGCUGGCUGGGCAUCGUGGCAAGAGGUUGGCGACAUGGAGCCGACGACAAUGAGCCGGAAGACCACUGGCUCCACGGCUGACACUCUGGUCACACCCGUUGCCACAGCACGCAGAGGGCAGCUGAGAGUGAUGACGAUGAGCCGGCAGGCGACCAGCGCCGACUCCACGACCGAGAGCUCGGGCACGCCCGUGGCAGCAGCCCGCCCUGGGCAGAUGCGCUCCACGCAGAGCUUGCCGACGCUCAGACCCUCGAGGCCAUCGUUGCCCGACGUCGCGAUGGAGAUCCACAAGUAUGCGAGGGAGAUGGCUGUCCCACUGGACGCCAUGCGGGCUGCCUUCAGCCUGUUCAAGGAUCACGCAGUGGUCCCAAGCGACGGCAACCUGCUGACGGACGGCAGCCUUACCAGGAGCAAGUUCGUGCCCCUCUUCAGGCAGAUGCUCGGCGAGGCUUCUGCCGCGUACGAUGCCGAUGAAGAGGAGAGCUUUCUAGACCAUGCCCUCAAGGCCGCCGACAAGAACAACGACGGAGUCUUGAGCUUCCAUGAGUUUGCCAUCUGGUACAGCAGCCAUUGUUUCGUGGAGGGCUUCCAUCUGGACGCCAAAGAGCAGGCGCUGCGCAAGCUCGCUCGCAAGCUUGGCGUCUCCGCUACCGAGAUCGACGUCUACAAGAGGCACUUCGACACAUUCGAUGCGGACGGCAGCGGCUCGAUAGACCGGGAGGAGUUCGAGGAGGUGCUGUACAAAUGCGGCAACGUGCCCAGGCACAUCGGUCUCCCAGCCAGCCGGAUCAACCAGCUAUGGAUGGCCGCAGACAUCGACGGCAGCGGGGAGAUCGACUUCGAGGCGAGGGGAGGCACGGGUGAGACGGUUACACGAUGGGCGUGGGCGUCGCCGAUGCCGCUCUGGGCCUCCCCCCUGGAGGAGUUCGUGAUCUUCUUCCGGAAGUAUUUCCAGAAGGCCUCGCGGGAGGGCGACCGCACCGGCUUCGAGCGGUACUACUCCACUGGGCUCGGCAGCUUGGUCUACACGUGGCGGUAGAGCGACAGCGGGCGGGCAGAGGUGGAGG